ACUUUCUCUCACUAAACUAAAGUUAGGGUUUUGCCUUGCAAUCUGUUUUGAGUUGUUUGAGUCAAAUAGAUGUUGAAAAGUUACAUCUGUAGUUGAAUUUCGGAAUCUGUCAUUAGUCAAUCCAGGUUCAUUGUUUCACAAAGAUCCUCAGAAAACCCUUAUCCACUUAUCCAGCAACCCUUCUCUCAGCCGGAUUUAAUUUUAAUUGGUAUUUUGUGAUUGUUUACUUUUUCAACCAUCAACAGAAACAACAUCCCAUCAUCAUCUUUGCUUGUUGUUAUUGUUCCUUUCGUAAUACUUUCAGUUGGUGCAGUUAAUCACCAUCGUCAUCAUUACUGACAAGGCCAAAUAAAGAGAAAGAUAUACACAUUGAAUUGAAAGCAUCCACUACAGGACUUGAACAGGCAACCAAAACCCCAAAUUUGAAGUCAAACCUUUAAAAGGAAUAUUUCCACCGUGGACUUAACACCAUGUUUAUCAGCUUUCCUUAACACAGUCUAAUAGUGUUAUUGAGCAUGUUGGUUGGCAAAUAAUCAAAAAGUGCAACAGUGAUAGCCAAUGAUCACAAAUUAAACGCCUUUUCACCUCUCAUAGGCAACAAUCACUUCUGUCAUUUCAACGUUAAUAAUUAUUCCUAUUGUUCCUGGUUAUUUCUCCAUCUUGACAAUACUUUCAUACAUGCAUGUAUAUGUAUGAAGUAUAUCUGGUCAACGACAACUAUUGACAAAGUGUUACCCUUAAACUUGAUUAUUGAAAUAUUACUCUACUCCAUCAUUGUUUUCGUUAAUUUCCGUGCUUACCAUUUCUCUUGAAUUUGAUGGAGGUUGAAAUGAACGGAGUUGAUAAUCGUGUUAAUAAUCAGUCAUUUAAUUUAACUUCGGACAAAGAUAUAACGGAUUCAUCAAGCAAUGUUGAUGCAGAACAGUCGUCAGUUGGUCGGACAUACGAUGCCCUGUUAAGUGGUGCUCUGGUUAACAGUGCAUUUGAAGGUUACCCAUUUGAAUUUAAAACAGAUUCAAGAUCUCUACGUUUGUAUUAUGUUUAUCGCCACUGGUCUCUAUAUUAUCUAUUAUUCAUUUUUCUCGCUGUCCUUCAUUUGCUUGCUCUUUGGGAGCCAAUCGGCCAAACUCGGAAUAAAGCUUAUUUUGACAAUCUCACCAUUACCAUUGAACUUUUGUGCCUUACCUAUUUUGUUAUUCGUCUGGUUCUUCGUGGUUAUGUUACUCAAAGUUAUACCUUUUGGCAUGAUCCUAAAACAAUUAUCCUCAUCUGGACAGUUGUCAUCACUUUACUUGACAUUGUUGCCUACUUGGCUCUUCCCAGUAACAAAGCCAUGAGAUGGUCUCUAUGUCUUCGGCCACUUUUCAUAAUAACAUUUGCAGAGAAUCGACAGAUUCGUCGAGCAAUCAGGAGUAUACGGAACACUUUACCUGACAUAAUCAACGUUUUGAUUCUCUUCUUUCUCUCUCUUGGAGUUUCUUCACUAAUUGCAUUUAAAUUGUUUAACAAAGCUAAAUUAUUUCAUGAUGAAAAAGUGUCCGAGAGUUUAAAUUAUUUUGAUAAUUUCAUCGACAGUUUUUACCAGCUUUACAUCUUAGUUACCACAGCAAAUAACCCUUCAAUUAUGAUGCCAAGUUAUAAUAGGAACAGAUUAUAUGCAAUAUUUUUCAUCAUUUUUCUAAUCAUAAACCUCUACCUGUUCAUGAACAUAAUAUUAGCUGUAAUCUACAACAAGUACCGUAAACAUUUAAAGAACGAAGUUUGUAAAUUAUUACAAAUUAAGCGUGAUAAUCUAAGCCGAGCCUAUGACAUUGUAACCAAAGGCGAUGAACUUGGGAUGACUCGAGAUCAACUAGAGAUUAUAAUGGAAGCAGUCUUUCAAACCUGGUCAGUCUUUGAUUAUGCUGCUCGGCACAACUCAGUCAUUGUUGACCUCGUUUGGUCAAUUUUGGAAACAAACGGACGCAUUCGAAGAUCUGAUUUCAUGGAUAUUGGAGAUUUAAUGGCAAUGAAGAUUCGUAUUAUUUAUUCAAAAAAUUCACAAGAAUCAUGUUGCGGCUAUUGGCUUCCCUUUGUCUACAAAAGUGCACCUUCUCAAGCUUUGAUUCGGAUGGUUCAUUCACGCUACUUUAGAUACUUUUUUGAUUGUCUAAUUGUUCUCAAUGUGGCUCUCAUAGCAAUUUACGAUAAUCAUCGGCAGCUUAAACUGGAAUAUUAUCUACUUACUGCUUUUACCUUUGAAAUUUUUGCCAAACUCUACGCUUUUGGCACUCAUGGGUUUAUCAAGAGCUUUUGGAAUGCGUUUGAUUUUAUUGUCAUUGGCUUAGCAAUCGUCUUUUGGUUACUCAUUUCAUCCAAUUAUGCGACCGAGGCAUCGUUGGGCAGAUAUUUUGAUAUUGUCUUAGUAUUGAGAGCUCUUCGUAUUGGCAAAAUAAUUGGAAACAUUGAACGGUUCUCUGUUGUUGUGGUCACAAUUCGUUCCUUGGUUCCUUCCAUUGCUACUUACGGCAUUCUUCUUCUGGUUCUUUACUAUUUCUAUGCCAUUAUUGGGAUGCAACUAUUUCAUGGACUAGUCUAUUCAAAUCCUUCCGGCUGCUCAAGUGACUCAAUUGAUUGCUGUCCAGAAUCUUUGGCUUCUAAAAAUGUAACAAUGUGUACAAUCAAUUUUAAUAGCAUUGCAAGUUCCUUUCUCCUUUUGUUUGACCUUAUGGUGGUCAAUGAAUGGCACACUUUGGCUCAUAAUUUUGAAAUUUUAGCCGCAUCCAAAUAUACUCGGCUUUUCUUCAUCUCAUUCCAUGUUGCAUGUGUAAUAAUUGUGCUCAAUAUUUUUGCUGCCUUUGUUAUUGAGGCUUUCAUCUUGGAAUAUACGAAUACAACUGAAGGCUCAGUUUAUCUCAAUUCUGUUCUCAACAAGAUUAAACAACUUGGUUUGUCCAGUGUUAACACUAAUGGUGCCUUGUCAACACCCAAUACCAAAAAAGGUGAUCCAAAUAAAAUCAAUUCUGGCCAAAGUUCAACAAAAGCCACCAAAGAAUCGUUGCAAGCUGAACAAUUAGAUGGCUUGGUUGACUUUGAUUUUAAUCAGUAUGACGAUUUUGCUGCCUAUGGUGGAUCAAGUAAUCAUCGAUCGUCUAUUUUUUAUCUUCCCGAUAAGCCUGAGCUUAAGGUUCACAUUGUUGAAAGAGUUUCAGUUGAAUCACUGUUAAUCCGAAUGUUUCAGAAAGAAAUUGAAAUGGAAUCAUCUGGAUUAUAGUUCUGGUUCCCAAAUUUUAUUUUAAUCAACAUCUAAAAGACCCGGAUUUCCCUGAUUCACUCCCAUAAAAGUGCAAUAAUUGUCUACCACAUAAUUAAAUUCACCAUUGUUUAAACACACUCCAUAAUUGAUCAACAAUUUCCUCCUAUCAACACAAACAUUAGUCAACAUCUUCCAUCGCAAUUUAUCCUCAGUGCUUUAAAGAUCAUCAAUUAAUCAACUUUUCUCCCAAAUUAUUCCAUGUCUCCAUUACUUUCUAAUCCAAAGAUUUCAUUAAUUUCUCAUUAUUUCUCAUUGUAAAGAUUUAACUUAUUGCUUUCAAAGCUACAUUCAGCAAUCUGAAAUCUUUCUCAUCACCACUGAGUAAAAGAUCUGAAAGAAUUCAUCAUUUUAGUCUAAUAGCUAAUCAUCUUUUACUUUUGUUAAGCUAAAUCAUUGUCAAGCUUAAAUCUAAUCAAAUGUAUUUUCUUAUUACAGUCUUUCCACCAAGACUGUUGUCAAUCUUAAACACACAAAUUUAUUCAUAUUCAAUUUUUUAAUUGUCCGAGUAAUUUAAUAACUUCAAUAAUAAAUUAUUAUCAAUAAAGAUGUAAUAUUAAAUCAUUUU
Molecule: messenger RNA, 3860 nt
Organism: Tetranychus urticae (two-spotted spider mite)
Lineage: Eukaryota; Metazoa; Arthropoda; Arachnida; Trombidiformes; Tetranychidae
Biological process (GO): monoatomic ion transport; transmembrane transport
Cellular component (GO): membrane
Molecular function (GO): monoatomic ion channel activity
Source: RefSeq, a predicted model, not a curated record